CUUAUGCCAAUAACAAUAAACAAAUGUAGACGAUGAUGCUCAACGAUAGAAUUCAAAGCCUCUCUGCUCUCAGAGCUGCACUAAGGAACGCCGAGAAACAUAUCUUGAAUCUUCCAGUGGAUACUCCAUAUUCGGAGUUUCACCACAGGUUCCAAGAGCUUGGUUUAGAGAAAGGUUGGGGUGAUACGGCGGAGAGAGUCUAUGAGACCAUUCACCUACUACUUGAUCUCCUUGAGGCACCAGAUCCAACCACCCUCGAGAACUUUCUUGGUAGGAUUCCGAUGGUGUUCAAUGUCGUCAUCCUCUCUCCACAUGGAUACUUUGCUCAAGCCAAUGUUUUGGGUUAUCCCGACACUGGAGGCCAAAUUGUUUACAUCCUGGACCAAGUUCGUGCGCUGGAGGAUGAGAUGCUCCUUAGGAUCAAGCAACAAGGUCUCGAUAUCAAACCUCGUAUACUAAUUGUGACUCGGUUGCUACCAGAUGCAGUGGGGACAACUUGUGGCCAGAGGCUAGAGAAGGUGCUUGGAACUGAGCACACCAGCAUUCUUCGUGUCCCUUUCAGAAAUGAGAACGGGAUACUCCGUAAGUGGAUCUCUCGAUUUGAAGUGUGGCCAUAUCUCGAGACUUUUGCUGAUGAUGUUGCCAAUGAGCUGGCCGGAGAAUUGCAGGGCAGGCCAGAUCUUAUCAUUGGAAACUACAGUGAUGGAAAUCUUGUGGCGACUCUAUUGUCACAUAAACUAGGAGUUACUCAGUGCACUAUUGCCCAUGCUUUGGAAAAAACCAAGUACCCGAACUCCGAUAUCUACUGGAAGAAGUUUGAGGACCAGUAUCAUUUCUCUUGCCAAUUCACAGCUGAUCUGAUUGCUAUGAAUCAUACCGACUUCAUCAUCACCAGUACUUUCCAGGAGAUUGCUGGCAGCAAGGAUACUGUGGGACAAUACGAGUCUCAUACUGCAUUCACUCUUCCUGGACUCUACCGUGUUGUGCAUGGGAUUAACGUAUUUGAUCCGAAGUUCAACAUUGUUUCCCCUGGGGCUGACAUGUCCAUUUACUUCCCUUACUCUGAGAAGAGUAGGAGGCUAACUGCUUUCCACUCAGAGAUCGAAGAAUUACUCUACAACCCUGUUGACAACACCGAGCACAAGGGGUACUUGAAGGAUAAGAGCAAGCCUAUAAUAUUCUCUAUGGCACGGUUGGAUAGGGUGAAGAACAUAACGGGAUUGGUAGAGUGGUAUGGUAAGAAUCGCCGUUUGCAGGAGCUCGUUAACCUUGUCGUAGUGGCUGGAGAUCAUAAGAAGGAAUCUAAGGAUCUUGAGGAGCUGGAGGAGAAAAAGAAAAUGUAUAGGCUCAUUGAGGAGCAUAAGUUGGAAGGUCACAUCCGUUGGAUCUCUGCACAGAUGAACCGGGUCCGUAAUGGGGAGCUUUACCGAUGCAUUGCUGAUACUAAGGGGGCUUUUGUUCAGCCUGCUCUAUAUGAAGCUUUCGGGCUUACCGUGAUUGAAGCUAUGACCUGCGGUCUGCCAAUGUUUGCAACUGUCUAUGGAGGGCCAGCAGAGAUUAUAGUGAAUGGAGUUUCUGGCUACCAUAUUGAUCCUUAUCAGGGGGACAAAGCUUCUGAGCUGAUUGUGAAUUUCUUCGAGAAGUGCAAGCAAGACCCUACCCACUGGGACAAGCUCUCUAAUGGAGGAUUAAGGAGAAUUGAAGAGAAGUACACCUGGAAGAAGUACUCUGAGAGUCUGAUGACUUUAUCUGGUGUCUAUGGCUUCUGGAAGUUCGUCUCUAACUUGGAACGCCGUGAGACUAAGCGCUACCUUGAGAUGUUUUAUGCACUUAAGUACCGCAAUUUGGCAAAAUCCGUUCCUUUGGCUGUUGAUGGAGAAGUUGCCGCCAACGGUGCCAAAAAGUAAAUUUUGAAGGAAAUUGGGGUAAAGCAAAUAAAUGACAUUGUGCAGAGAUCUUCUGUUUUAACUUUUCUUGGAUAAGCAAUCCGAGAUCCGUGGGUUUGUUUUCUGAAUGUAAGGUUUAUGCAUAAGGCUCAAAUGCCAGUUUAUGCUUCUGAACAAUGCUGUCGGUUUAUUUUCAUAAAUAUCUGGUAAAAAUUAAGUUUUAUGUUCGCCAUAUGUGCGUUAUUCUGGAAGAACUUCUAAUAAGUGGUGAAUGCAUUUUUUUCUUCUGGAAA
Messenger RNA from Asparagus officinalis (garden asparagus), 2179 nucleotides. RefSeq names its product sucrose synthase 2-like. Bases 33 to 1907 code for a protein of 624 amino acids. Gene Ontology annotation, molecular function: sucrose synthase activity. Gene Ontology annotation, biological process: sucrose metabolic process. The record is from RefSeq and is a predicted model, not a curated record. The transcript is spliced from 11 exons. NCBI's taxonomy places the organism in Eukaryota, Viridiplantae, Streptophyta, Magnoliopsida, Asparagales, Asparagaceae.